This is a messenger RNA of Spathaspora passalidarum NRRL Y-27907, 2952 nucleotides long. It is a transcript of the gene NMA111, whose product is annotated as Nma111p. The record is from RefSeq and is a predicted model, not a curated record. Gene Ontology annotation, biological process: proteolysis. Gene Ontology annotation, molecular function: protein binding; serine-type endopeptidase activity. Bases 1 to 2952 code for a protein of 983 amino acids. NCBI's taxonomy places the organism in Eukaryota, Fungi, Ascomycota, Pichiomycetes, Serinales, Debaryomycetaceae. The transcript has a single exon.
AUGGCUGCUUCUAAAUUAAAAAGAGGAGCUGAAUCGCCUUUAAACGGUCAAGUACACAAAAGACCAGCCAAAGGUGAUUAUGAAAGCGACCCAAGUGAACAUACCAGCGAUGAUGAAGAUUAUCAAUCAGAUGGUACUGCCAGUCAACUGCCUUUAUUCGACAUCCCAGUUUCUAACAGCAACAAGUGGCAAGAGACAAUAACCAAAGUUGUCAACUCCGUGGUCUCCAUUCAUUUCUCCCACGUUGCCCCAUUUGAUACCGAAACUGCUAUUGUCAGUGAGGCAACUGGGUUUAUUGUCGAUGACGUAAAAGGUUUGAUUCUUACCAAUAGACAUGUGGUCGGACCAGGUCCGUUCACAGGAUACAUUGUCUUUGAUAAUCAUGAAUCAGUAGAUGUCAAGCCUAUUUACAGAGACCCCAUCCAUGAUUUCGGGUUCUUGAAAUUCGACCCUAGUGAAGUUAAAUACCAACAGCUUAGUCGUCUUACAUUAGAACCAGAAUUGGCCAAAGUUGGAACUGAAAUCAGAGUUGUUGGUAAUGAUGCCGGGGAAAAAUUGUCCAUUUUGGCAGGUAUCAUUUCUAGAUUGGAUAGAAAUGCUCCCGAGUAUGGUUCUUUGACUUAUAACGAUUUCAAUACUGAAUAUAUACAGGCAGCUGCUUCUGCCACUGGUGGAUCCUCUGGGUCUCCAGUUGUCAAUGAAGAUGGACAAUGUGUUGCAUUACAGGCAGGUGGUUCCACUGAAGCAUCCACAGAUUUCUUUUUGCCGGUUUACAGACCAUUACGUGCCUUACAGUGCAUUCAAAAUGACAAGUCAAUUACAAGAGGUGAUAUCCAAGUUGAAUGGCAGUUGAAGCCCUUUAAUGAAUGUACCAGAUUAGGAUUGACAGCUGAAGCACAAGCAAAGGCAAGAGAAUUGUUCCCAAACAAGAUUGGUUUAUUAGUUGCUGAAUUAGUAUUGCCCGAAGGUCCAGCUGAUGGAGCUAUCAAAGAAGGUGAUGCCUUGAUUUCUAUCAACGGAGAACAUAUCUCUACUUUUAUUCGUGUUGAUGAAAUCUUGGAUGAAAAUGUUGGCAAGGAAUUAGAAUUUGUUAUUCAAAGAGGUGGAGUUGAAAUCAAGCAAAUGAUCAAGGUUGGUAACCUUCAUGACAUCACUCCCAACACAUUUGUCACAGUUUCAGGUGCUACAUUUAACAACUUGUCUUACCAAAUAGCAAGAUGUUUCUGUUUACCUGUCAAGGGUGUUUAUGUCAAUAACGCCUCUGGUUCUUUUGAAUUUUCUAAUCAAGAUCCAACUGGUUGGUUGUUGGAAACCGUGGAUGAUAAGCUAGUUGAAAACUUGAAUGAAUUUGUCGAAGUUAUGAAGAAUAUCCCUGAUUGUGCUAGAGUACCGAUUACUUAUAGACAUGUUUCCGAUAUGCAUUCAGAAUAUGUUCAAACUAUUUAUGUUGACAGACAUUGGGCCACAUCCUUCAAGAAAGCUGUACGUAAUGAUGAAACUGGAUUGUGGGAUUUUACUACCCUUCAAGAAAAACCUUUGGAUCCUAUCCCAUCUCAACCACAAAAUGCCAAAUAUAUUGACAUCCCGUUCAGUGAUGAUAAGAAGAAGGGUUGUUCUGGUUUAGUGAGAUCUUUUGUUCAAGUACGAACCAUAUCACCCAGCACUGUUGAUUCUCACCCUUUCAAGAAGGAAAUCUGUUAUGGGGUAGUCAUUGACUCAACUAAUGGGUUUGUUUUAGUGUCGAGAAGAUUUGUGCCUCAUGAUAUGUGUGACAUCUUUGUUAUAUUUGCUGAAUCUAUUGAUGUCCCAGGGAAAGUUGUGUUUAUGCACCCUCAUCUCAACUAUGUCAUAAUCAAGUAUGAUCCCUCUUUAGUAUUGGCUGAUGUCAAGACUCCUACAUUUGCAACCAAGCCAUUGAAGAGAGGCGACAAGUCUUUCUUUAUCGGGUACAACUAUAAUCUCAGAUUAGUCACUGAAGAUGUCAAAGUUAGUGCCGUUUCAUCAUUGAAUGUUACUGCCAACUCUAUGGCUCCACGUUAUAGAGGAACCAAUUUGGAAUGUGUGUUGUUGGAUAGUAAAGUCACUGUUGAAUGUGAUGCUGGUGUAUUAGCUGAUAAUGACGGUACCGUUCGUGCAUUUUGGUUGACCUAUUUAGGUGAAGCCAAUGAUCAAAUGUACAAAAUGGGAUUGGACGUUACUGAUGUCCGUCAAGUUAUUGACUCAUUACAAGCCAACAAGAUUCCAAAACAUUUAAGAAUACUCGAAGCUGAAUUUGCUUCCAUCACUGUAUUUCAAGGAAGAACCAGAGGUGUUUCCCAAAGUUGGAUAAACAAAUUCGAAGAUGAAUCAGAAGAUCAAAUUAAGUUUUUGGCAGUAGACAGAGUGGCUGCACCAAGUUUACAUAGCAAGCAUAGUCCGUUGAAAACUGGUGAUAUUGUUCUUUCUGUAAAUGGUAGGAUUGUCAAGAGCAUGAGAGAUUUUGGUGAUAUGUAUGAACAAGAAAGUUUAGAGUUUAGAAUUGUUAGACAAAAGAAGGAAAUGGUUUUACAAGUGCCAACCAUUGACACCACAUCACUUGAUACGUCUCAUCUUGUCAAUUGGUCCGGUGCCCUUCUUCAAACUCCUCAUUAUGGAGUAAGACAAUUAAUGAAGACUAUCCCAUCAGAAGUUUAUGUCAUUGAAAAGGCGCCUGGUGGACCAGCACAUCAAUAUGGUAUCACCCCUAUUGCAUUCAUCACUCAUGUCAAUGAUCAAGAAACUAAAGAUCUUAACUCGUUUGUUAAGGUUGUUAGAGAUAUCCCUGACAAUACAUUUGUCAAAUUGAGAAUGGUAACAUUUGAUAAUAUUCCAGUUGCUAUAACUUUAAAGACAGAUUAUCAUUACUUCCCAACAAGUGAAAUCAAAAAAUCUCCAGAAACUGGAAAAUGGGUUGAAGUAGAAUAUAAUAAAUAG